AUGGCUGCUAUGGAGCCGGAUCCACCUCCGGACCUCCAAAAAUUUCCUUCAAAAGAUGGAGUGGUAGAUAUCGACAAGACGAAUCCAACGCAAAAGGAAUCGUCUCAAUCCGACAUCCGAAGCUCCGGGAAUGUUGAAAAAACAGCCGCGAUUACUGUUCAUCUUCUCCAAGAACAUGCUGCCGUUGAUCGAGAAAUCGAUUUUAAUUCAAAUUCUGUGAUUUGUUUUGAAAAAACACCAAUUGGGGAUGUUAGAGAAACAUCUAAUCUACAACAUAUCAGAAAUUCAAGUGAUUUCACCGUGGCAAUUGAGAGAAACGAAGCUGCGACUGUUCAGGGAAAUUCUGGCGAAUCGCCAGCCAAUCGGACUGCGAUUUGGACGUCUUACGGCGACAUUCGAGAUGGCGCACCACCUGGGUUUUGUAACCCACCUCGAGGCGCCCCUCAUACUAAAAGCCCAACUCCAUUGGACGACGGUGGCGCCGGCGAUACACUGUCGAAUUCCGACGUCGGAGUUCCGGCGACAUUCGAGCUUCCAGACCAAUGCCAUCUUGUAGAGGAGCUCAAUACGAGUACAAUCAUACAAAAAUCGCCACCAUCCUCUAAGUCAAACUUGUCGAAUAUCAAUUCGAAUAAUUCCGGCGGUGAGGCGAUUUCAGGCAGUGGCGGCGCCGCCGCAAGUGAUGGUGAAAACUCGAAAUUGUCAGUGGGUUUUGUGGAUGAUCAUACAAGGAACACCAUUAACCAAAAAGCCCCAUCAUCCACAACUCCUAACACUUUGAAUUUGGAAAUUAGGGUUGCACCACCACCUGCCGGAGGCGGCGCAGCGGCGGAGCCCCAAACUCAAAAUUGGCAAUGCCAAACUGCUCAACACAAUGAGGGGAGUCCACCAAUGCAAAAAGCCCCAUCAGGUAUGCCUCAUUUCAAUUUGAAUUUGACUUUUAGGGUUUCCAAUUUGUCUAGUACUGACACCAGUGGUAGCGCCGGAUCUCCGGCGACCGGAAAAAAUAUUUUUGAAUUGAAUUUUAAUCCCCAGCAUCAAACUAACCCACAAGAACAAAUAUUUUCCAAAAAAGAUCCCUCCAACAAUUCAAACGUCGAUUCUAGUCUUGAUCCUAAAGAAAAAACCACCGGAACCAUCUUUCCGGUGAACGCCCAAAAUAAGUCUCAAAGUAAAAGUAACCCUCAUACUCUUAGGAACGAAAUAAACCAAACAACACAAUUUUUAGGCACCUCCAACUCAAAUUCUAAAAUUCCAACUUGUGUCACUAGGGGCAAAAACAGUCUUAUCGUGCCCGAAGCUGUUUUGGUUGAUCGUAUCACCACCUUGGGCAAUCCUAGCACCUCCACUAAUUCUAAACAUACCAACCACCCUCCCGUUUCAGACUUUCCCCCCAUCUCAUCCAAUUUCCAAAAAUUUGACCCAAAAUACUCUAAAAAUCCGAUAGUGUCCUUUACCCCCAGUGCGCUACCUCCUAAGACUAAGUCCCCUAACAACCAACCCACCACCACAAAUCAUCCUCCACCCCCUAUAGCAAAGCAAUCCAUGGCCACAAGACUAAGAGCUAAACAAGCCGAGCAUACAACCAGAAUUGACCUAACACCUCCAAAAAGGGUGACAAAACAAGGUUGUCCAGCUAUCAUGUUUAAGAGAGAAGACUACAUGGUUAAGAUGGCUGAAUCAUGUAAGUAUACUCUCAUAGGCAAGUUCUACAGUCCAAUGCCCAAGAUGGAGGAAGAUGGCAGGACAUCGAAUAUGAAGAUGUCCCCCUUUACUGUACUUACUGCAAACACCAAGGUCAUACUCCUCUUGCUUGCCCCGUCAGCAGAAGAGAUACAGAACGCAACAAGGCCAAAGACAAGGAAGAAGAGCCAAAGAAAGAUGCGUCGCCAAAAAUCACAGGAAGGAAGUCGCAAAGCACAAGAGGACUCAACCAACCAAAACAGGAAUCAAAUCUCAAACAACCAAUGGGAAACCCAAAAACGAAGAAACUUCAAAGGUAAGACUCAAACUGUGCAAAACACCCAAACGAUACAAGGCAACACUCAACAGCACGAGCAUCAACCAGGUAUUGACUCAAUGCUCCCAAUCCCCCAUGGCUCCCCCAGUAGUUUUAAUGUAUUGAAUGUUUUAACUGCUGCUGCUGAAGUAGUUAACGGAGGUGAGGAUGGUGGGAUUCAGGAGAAGCCAACUAACCUGCAGGAAGGGGUAUCCAGAGGGGGGGUUGUGUCUCAUGUUUUGCAUGAGAACCUUAUGGUUGACCCUAGGAAUGACUUUAGAGCUCCUGCUACCACUUCACAUAUUCAGCAUUCUUCUUCCCAGCAUGUUAAUAAAAGAGAUUCAGUUGAUGCUCAAAAAAUGGCCUCCAAACUGCCCCCUGCUGUGACCAUUGGAUGUGAGACCACAGUUGAUUCUGGAAGGCUUUCAAGUCCUUCUUUGAGAACUGAGCAGCAGCAGUUCAGGAGUGUAGAUGUAGGGGCAAACCAGAGCCAAAAAAUGACUCAACAGGUUGCUCAGAACCUGCAAGUCUUGGGAGGUUCUGCAACUGUUGGCUUGAGGGAAGCUAUACAUGUCCUGGAUGCUACUUCAGCUGCUACUAUGGAAGAAAAUAGGGUGCACAAUAGGGCCAUUCAGAUGCAGAAACAAAGACCUGCAGAUGCUCCUAUUCCCACCAAGAAAAUGACCAAUACUGCAGCCCCCUAUCAGCCUCAAAACUCCCAGGAAAAUAGGGUGCACAAUAAGGCUACCCAGAUGCAGGGAUCAAGACCUGCAGCUGCAGGUUUGGAGCAAAAUUUGCAUGGUUUUGGCCCUAUUUCAGCUUCUACUCUGAAGGAAAAGAGUGUGCAAGUUGUGGCCCCUAAACUAAUAUCAAUUCAGCACAACAGUCAAGGUGUAGAUCACACUGAAAAUGUUGAAAAUGACCAACAUUAUGGUUGCAGUUUCAGCAUUACUUCAAGUGAUCAAACCUCUAGUCUUAGUUCCCACCAAGUGCAACAUUCUAACUCCAAACAAAAAGACAAUGCAACCAUUAGUGGUAUAGAAUUCUCAGCUAGUCCUAGUCCCUAUAACCAGCAAGCUACCUCUAAAACACUACGGAAAAAGAGAACUAGAAAGAAGAAACAAGAAAAGAAGCAAGAAGCUGCAACCCCUACCCCUCCAACCACUGCUGAUACAGGUGGAAAAGAUAACAAUGGUGAGGUGUUUUCAAACUCUUGCUCACAAUAUGUACUCUUAGAUCAAAGCACACCAAUAAGGAGCCCUGAUUUUAGUUGUGAAGACCCUCUUAAUCUUACCCCUUUGAAUAUUCAGCCAGCUCCUUUUACGCAACCUGAAAAUGCCACCAACAUCCUUUGCACUAACAAUGAUGCUCAAACUUCAACUCCUGAUAGUGAUGAUGAAUAUGGGGUUAUUCAUUCGGAGGAUGAAUAUGACCAAGACUUUCAAGGUGAGGUUGAACUUGAGAAUGAAGAAGAGACUGAUGAACAGUCCAAUAGUAUAGCUGCACCAUCCAAGACCACUACUAAGGUCACGAAUGAUGAGAUGAACCAGCUAGCUAAUAAGCAAGGCCUAUCACCUAGAGGCAUUCAUCACAAUCCAAAAUUUACAACUAUUCAUGCUCCUAUUAGCAGACCAAACACUAGGCUCCACAACCUUAGAUCCCAUCAAUGAUUAACACAAUUGUUUGGA
Messenger RNA from Solanum dulcamara, 3687 nucleotides. RefSeq lists its product as uncharacterized. The transcript is spliced from 4 exons. NCBI's taxonomy places the organism in Eukaryota, Viridiplantae, Streptophyta, Magnoliopsida, Solanales, Solanaceae. The coding region runs from base 1 to 3669 and encodes 1222 amino acids. The record is from RefSeq and is a predicted model, not a curated record.